This is a messenger RNA of Exophiala aquamarina CBS 119918, 1122 nucleotides long. Its product is annotated as gluconate 5-dehydrogenase. Lineage: Eukaryota; Fungi; Ascomycota; Eurotiomycetes; Chaetothyriales; Herpotrichiellaceae. Gene Ontology annotation, cellular component: intracellular anatomical structure. The record is from RefSeq and is a predicted model, not a curated record. Gene Ontology annotation, molecular function: oxidoreductase activity, acting on NAD(P)H, oxygen as acceptor. The transcript is spliced from 2 exons. The coding region runs from base 1 to 1122 and encodes 373 amino acids.
AUGAAUACUCAAAGUUCACUGAAUUUACUCCGCCGACUGGCAACGACAUCAACUCGAGUCUCCCGACCUGCCGUGGCAGUUAAGCCUGGCCUUCGUGCUUUCUCCACGAGUCCGGCUCGCUCUCUCCGCAUCACAUCCCUCUUGAAUGACAAAUCCGACCCUUACCACAAGUCGAGUACGGAAGCGACAGGGACAAGUGCAGGCCCCCACGAAGGCUCCGCAUCACGAACGGAUCGCGAGAUCAUCGUCGAAUACCCAGAGGAUGAGAAGGAAUUUGACAGACACGAGCGCCCGCUGCGGGGCUUUGGAGGAGUGCAGAAUGUGAGGACACUGCCGACAUUUUCCCUCGAGGGCCGGACCGCUGUCGUCACUGGGGGUGCAAGAGGGCUGGGUCUUGUCAUGGGACAGGCUCUAGUGAACUCUGGAGCUGAUUUGGCGAUCGUGGAUUUGAAUAAGGAGGAAGGUGAAAAACAAGCCGCUGAAAUCAUUCGCCUGUUCCAGAAGGACUUUCCAGACGAGGAUCCGCCCAGAGUGACCGCACACUAUUCCGACGUGUCUGACCCUGAAAGUGUGUCGGCCUGCAUUAACGAAAUCAUCUCGCAGCACGGGAAGAUCGACCACCUAGUGACCUCUGCUGGCUUCACCGAGAAUUUCUCGGCGGAAACAUAUCCGUAUGAUCGGAUCAAGAAACUCUGGGGUGUAAAUGUUGACGGGACCUACCUCUUUGCCACUGGAGUCGCUCGACACCUGAUGGAGAGAGGCAGCAUUACUCACGGCAGCAUAGUCAUGAUUGGAAGCAUGUCUGGUGCGGUGGUCAAUGUCCCUCAACCACAAGCCCCUUAUAAUGCAGCCAAAGCCGCAGUCCGCCACCUUGCCGCUAGUUUGGCAGUAGAGUGGGCGCACGCCCACAUCCGAGUCAAUUGUAUCUCCCCAGGAUAUAUGUUGACAGCUCUAACUCGCAAAAUUCUUGACGAUAACCCAGAACUCAACAAGACCUGGACUUCCUUGAUCCCAGUCGGCAAAAUGGGUUCACCGGAGGAUUUGCAGGGUGCGGUGGUAUACCUUCUUAGUGACGCGAGCCGCUAUGUCACUGGAGCUGAUCUUCGGGUCGAUGGAGGGUAA